Messenger RNA from Fomitopsis serialis, 880 nucleotides. RefSeq lists its product as uncharacterized. Lineage: Eukaryota; Fungi; Basidiomycota; Agaricomycetes; Polyporales; Fomitopsidaceae. The record is from RefSeq and is a predicted model, not a curated record. The coding region runs from base 264 to 680 and encodes 138 amino acids. The transcript is spliced from 5 exons.
GGGCGACGGGUGUGCGUCCCUUGGCGACGGUCGGUCGACUCGGUCACCACCCAAGGCCAAUCAGGAGCGCCCCUGGAUGCCAUAUAUACCCGCUGCGUCGUCUCCUCGCCCCCACGCCCUCUCGCUUCCGUCUCGCACCUUCGUUUUCAUUUCCUCCGCGCCAGGCCGCCGGAUCCCUUCAUUCCUUCGCGGUUGACCCGACAUCCCAGCUACUCGCAGUUCGCUAUCGACCUCGCCCUUUACCCUCGCAACCCAUCUCCAAGAUGUUCUUCUCGUGCAAGUCGAUUGUUCUCGUGUUCGCCGCCGCUUUCGUCGGCCAGGCCGCCGCGGCGCCCCACGCCAUGCCCAUGCCCUUCCGCAAAUUACAGCGUGAAGUCGGCGUCCGUGCCGACGCUGCCACUACCAACACUUUCCCCGAGAAUCAGCCCGCCAUGGCACCUACCGGUGGCGACGUAGAGGCGUACCACAACAAACGUGUCGUCAAACGUAUCCAGCCUGCGCCGGAGGACAUCAACUGGAUCCGCUCUGACAUCCCCACCUCCGCCGUCGACGGCUUCAUCCGCGAGCUCCCUUACGACAAGCGUCAGUCCACUACGAACACCUUCCCGGAGAACCAGCCCGCUAUGGCACCCAAGGGUGGUGACGCUAUCGCCUACUCCAACGCUCCCGCGGCGGCGUGAGCAGUAGACUCCGGAGGCUCGCGGUGGCUUCGACAUUGUUACGGACAUAUGGUUAUUUGAGUUGUUGUACGAUAGAGGGCCUGGCCGUUCCUUUCCCGUGCUGGAGCGCGGUUGCUGGGCUAUCUCUGCGGAGUCCCUUCUUUUCCUUCUUUUGUGUCGUUAGCUCGUCACAUCUGGAAUACAAUUGGUGCGAGAUCGGA